AUGGCCACCGUUGAGGUUGAACAAGUGAUUCCAGUUGCAGCAGCAGAGAACGUUGAGGUACCAACAAAGCCAGUGGAGGAGCCAGUGGUGGAAACGGAGCUUCCAGAAGAAGUCGUCGUCGCCGCCACAGAGUCUGCUCCUGCUCCGGCCGCAGUAACAGAACCAGAAACCGAAGCACCAGUCGUAGAAACGAGCAAAGAAGUGGUUGUGGAAGAGGCAGAGAACAAAGAUGAACAAACAGAGGAGCCAAAGGUAGAAAAGGAAGAAGAGAAGACAGAGGUGACAGAGACUCCGGUGGUUGCGGAGGAGGCGAAGAAAGAAGAGAAGGAGGAGGUGACAGAAACUCCGGCGGUUGUGAAAGAGGAGAAGAAGACUGAGGCAGAGGAAGUUGUGGCUGCAGUGGAAGUCGCCGACGAGAAGGCCGAGGAGUAA
This is a messenger RNA of Microthlaspi erraticum, 432 nucleotides long. The record is from the annotation of a GenBank genome assembly. Lineage: Eukaryota; Viridiplantae; Streptophyta; Magnoliopsida; Brassicales; Brassicaceae.